AUGCACCAGUAUUGCGCAGUAUGGAACGCUGGAUGCAAGUGUCGACCGCCGUAUGGACUCGAGGACGUCAUUGACAGAGGAGGCAGUCGUUUAACAUCUGCCGAGGACAAUGUCGGACGGGUACGCUUCUUGUCGCCAUCUCUUAUCUCUGCUCUUCGCCCCUUUCACUCGUGUGUGCGCGUACCUGUCGCCUCGCCGCUCCCUGCUAUCGUAUCUUUCCACACCCAUGAGCCCGUGGCGAUUGAGGCGGAGGUCGCCGCCGUGGAGGUGGAGGCGCCCGCGGAGGCGAUGGACACGAUGACGGCGCUGCAGCGCGUGCUCAAGAAGGCGCUGGCGCACGACGGGCUGGCGCGCGGGCUGCACGAGUCGGCGAAGGCGCUAGAGAAAAGCAGCGCUCAGCUGUGCGUGCUGGCGCAGGACUGCGACCAGGAGGACUACAAGAAGCUCGUUCAGGCGCUGUGCCACGAGCACAACAUCAACCUCAUCCAGGUGCCGAGCGCCAAGACGCUGGGCGAGUGGGCGGGGCUGUGCAAGCUGGACUCGGAGGGCAAGGCGCGCAAGGUCGUCGGCUGCGCCUGCGUCGUCGUCAAGGACUAUGGCGAGGAGACUGAGGCACUGAACGUGCUCAACGAGUACCUCAAGUCCAAGUAG
This is a messenger RNA of Closterium sp. Yama58-4, 651 nucleotides long. The record is from the annotation of a GenBank genome assembly. Lineage: Eukaryota; Viridiplantae; Streptophyta; Zygnematophyceae; Desmidiales; Closteriaceae.